Messenger RNA from Salpingoeca rosetta, 798 nucleotides. RefSeq lists its product as uncharacterized. Lineage: Eukaryota; Choanoflagellata; Craspedida; Salpingoecidae. The coding region runs from base 136 to 798 and encodes 220 amino acids. The transcript has a single exon. The record is from RefSeq and is a predicted model, not a curated record.
CGACAACACAAGUCAGCAAAGGACUGCUGUCUGUUUCCUUGUAGCACUGCUUGCUUGCUUGCUUUCGCCAAACAAGAGAAGAACAACAUCUCACAGCACACAGCAGCACCAAACACAACAUCCCAUCACACCAAGAUGUGUGUGCGCCUUGUCGCGGCCUUCCGUGCCUGCAUGCUCCUCGUUGUUGCUGUGCUUGCCAGCCUUGCGCUGUUUGGUGCUGCUUCUGCGCAAACGCAAACGCAACCGCAAGCUGAGACCUCGGACGAGGAGCUGUGUGUGGACCACCUUCGGCGAAGCAUCGAGGACUUUGUGGAUGCCAUCACCACGUCUUCAUCUGGGGACGAGGGCGUCAUGCGAACGCGCAUCCAGGAGCAUGUGGACAAGUUCUACACAGAGGACCUUGCUGCAGAGUUUCCGUCGUUCAUGCCACGCACGCACGCCUCGAUGGUGGACGCGUACAGCCAGGUGAACACGCCGCCAGGGUGCGGCCUCAAGGUGACGUUUGAGGUGACGGACGUCAUGGCCGUCAACAACAGCGCCGUGGCCAGCAACAACCCGGAGGAGCGGCGCAUCAACUGCGUCAUGGCCAUGACGUUUGCCAUGGCCACGUACUCCACGGAGAAGCCCGGCCCGCCGUGCCUCUUCACCAUCCCCGAGCGCCUGAACGCCCGCCUCAACCCGCACCUCGACAAGAUGGAGGUGUUCAACCUGAACGUGGACGGCCCGCUCAUGGGCCAAAAGCUCGGCUCCUGCUUCAAGACGUGCUUCAGCGGUCAUGGGGGGCACGAUGAGCUGUGA